AUGACGGCAGCAGAUGGUGUAGAAACGCCAGCAGCAGCAGCAGCAGCAGCUGCUGCUGCUGCAGCAAAGCCCGCCGCGUCUGCUGCUGAGUCAGCGACACCCUCAACAGAAGCAGCAGCAGCAGCAGCAGCAGCAGCACCAAAGCCCGUAGCGAACGUCAGCAAAAGCGGCAGCAGCAGCAGCAGCAGCAGCAGCAGCAGCCCGAGCAGCAGCAGCAAAGGACCGGACAGCAGCAGCGGAGGCAGUAACAGCGGCAGCAUCAACAAAGGCGGUAACAGCAGCAGCAGCAGCAGCGGCAGCAGCAGCAGCCCCAGCAGCAGCAGCAAAGGACCGGGCAGCAGCAGCGGCAGCAGCAGCAGCAGCAGCCCCAGCAGCAGCAGCAAAGGCCCGGGCAGCAGCAGCGGAGGCAACAACAGCGGCAGCAAAGGCACAUACAGCGGCACUGCUGGCAGCAGCAGCAACACCACCCCCAGCACCGAGAGCAGCAGCAGCAGCAGCAGCAGCAGCAGCUCCGCAGGUAGCACCAGCAGCACCAAGAUCACAGACAGCAGCAGCAGCAGCAGCAGCAGCAGGCCGGGUGAAGCAGCCCGUGUACAGGGGCCCCCCAAACGCGAACCCCUAAACGCCCUGGGGGGGCCCCCCAAGCGGCUGCAGACAGAAAUUCGUGCUGCUUCUGUUCGUCCUGAUUACAGCAGCAGCAGCAGCAGCAGCAACAGCAGCAGCAGCAGCAGCAGCAGCAGCAGAGAUGGGUAUAGAGAGAGACACGGUGAUACGGGUCAGAGGUAUGGAGGCAACAGAGACAGAGACGGCCCUAGAUAUAGAGAUAUAGGCAGCAGCAGCAGCAGCAGCAGCAGCAGCAGCAGCAGCAGGGAUUAUGGUGGGUGGAACAACAGAGGCCACCCGGAAAGUAUGAGAUACAGCAGCAGCAACAGCAGCAACAGCAGCAGCAACAACAGCAGCAGCAGCAGCAACAGCAGCAGCAGCAGGAGCGAUGCUGCACCCAAACCUAAGCCGCCGACCGAGGCAUCUACCACUCCUUCCUCUGGCAGCAGCAGCAGCAGCAGCAGCAGCAACAGCAGCAGCAGUAACAGCGGCAACACGAAGAGCAGCAUCAGCAAUAACAGCAGCAACAACAGCAGCAGCAGCAGCGGCAGCAGCAACAGCAGCAGCAGCAACAGCAGCAGCAGCUCCACUGCUGCUGACAAGAAUGCCGCUGGUGCGAAAACUGUUGGCAGCAAAGGCGCCUACAGCAGCAGCAGCAGCAGCAGCAGCAACAGCAUCGGCAGCAGCAACACCGGCAGCAGCAGCAGCAGCAGCAGCAGCAGCAGCAGCAGCAGCAGCAGCAAGCCGGGUAAGCUGUCAUCUUUUUUGCUGCUGGCAGACCAGCAGCAGCAGCGAGAGGUUUACUCUCUUGAGGAGAUAGAGAGAAAGAGAAGAGAAGCAGAAGAACCAAAGAGAAUAGCGUUUGUGUCUAAGAAGGAGAGAGAGGCGCGGCAGCUGCGGCAGCAGCAAGAAGAAGCAGAACUAGCAAAAAAAAAAGAAAGAGAAAUGUUAAACAAACGGAGACUCUUUCUACAGAGAGAAGAGUUGGAGCGGGAAAAGGAACGGCGGGAGAGACAAAAGAAGAGAGAGAUGGAGAGAAUCAAAGAGGAACAAGAAAGAAAGCUGCGGGAGGAGCAGCUGCGGCAGCAGCGGGAGCAGGAGAAGCAAUCGCAGAAGCCGAAGGAGGCGAGCCUCCUGGCGGACCUGAAGCUGCUGAACCUGCCUGAGCAAGAACUCCGUGCAAAACAACAGGCAAGGGAGAAGGAGCUGGAGCAGAUCCGCAUGCAUUACCUCGGCAUGAAAAAGGAGAAGAAAAAAAUACAAAAACCCUCGGAAAAAUUCAGGGGCUGCCGCACUGGGGUGUCUUCAUUCCUUGUUGCUUUCGCAUGA
Eimeria mitis is the source of this 1932-nucleotide messenger RNA. Its product is annotated as DEAD-box ATP-dependent RNA helicase, putative. The record is from RefSeq and is a predicted model, not a curated record. The coding region runs from base 1 to 1932 and encodes 643 amino acids. The transcript is spliced from 6 exons. NCBI's taxonomy places the organism in Eukaryota, Apicomplexa, Conoidasida, Eucoccidiorida, Eimeriidae.